CCUGAUUUAUCUGGGGAGAAGCAGUAGAAGUGAGGAUAUGACCAGUGGAAGUUCUGGCUUCUCAUUUCAAUGCUGUUAAGAUUUUUCUGGGGAUGAAAGGUCUGGAUGCCCACACCCUCACCUGGGUUAUUCUAGGACUGUGACCAUUUGUCACUCACAGGAAGCUGUGAGUUCCUUAAGGACAGAGGCUGCAGAAUUUCUGGAGCCCCGCGUGGGUGGUAGGAUCCUUUGUCUCACUGGUUGAGUGAUCUAGGAAGAAUGGCACAGGAGGGAAUAUUUCAAACAGCAACCUUGAUGACAGGUGGUUGAAAAGACCUGGUAGAAGUGGGCAGAGGCUGCUGGAGGCCAUAGCAGUGGAACAGGCUUGAUGAAGAAUGAUCAAGAUGCUGUCCUACCAUUGAGCGAACGUUUGAGAAACCCAAAGGCGAAAAGGCGAAAGAAAGGACCCGGAAGUAGGAGGGGGCAACCUCCAAGCACGUGAUGGAACGCUCACCGGUACUGUCACGUGACCCCUAACCUGCUCCUCUACUUUGCGCAGAGUUCAGCUGCUCUUAAAGACUUUAAUCUGUUUUCUUGAAGCUAACUCCGAACACACGCUGACUUUGAGCCCUUUGGGGGACCCGAACUCAAUGUUAUGGGAAGCUCUGCGGGCUCGUGGAGGCGCCUUGAGGAUUCUGAGAGGGAGGAGACCAACUCAGAGCCCCAGGCCCCUCGGUUGGAGAGUCUGAGUGUCCUCUGGAAGAAUGCGGUGGGCUUCUGGAUCUUGGGUCUUUGCAACAAUUUCUCAUACGUGGUGAUGCUGAGCGCUGCCCACGACAUCCUUAAGCAGGAGCAGGCAUCUGGGAACCAGAGUCACGUGGAACCAGGCCCAACACCCAUGCCCCGCAACAGCUCAUCUCGAUUUGAUUGCAACUCAAUUUCCACAGCUGCGGUGCUCCUAGCUGACAUCCUCCCCACCCUCAUCAUUAAACUUCUGGCUCCUCUUGGUCUUCAUUUGCUGCCUUACAGCCCCCGGGUGCUUGUCAGUGGCGCUUGUUCUGCUGGAAGCUUUGUUCUGGUUGCCUUUUCUCAGUCAGUGGGGUUAAGCCUGUGUGGAGUGGUUUUGGCCAGCAUCUCGUCGGGGCUGGGGGAGGUCACCUUCCUCUCAUUGACCGCCUUCUACCCUAGUGCAGUGAUCUCAUGGUGGUCUUCGGGUACUGGGGGUGCAGGGCUUCUUGGAUCCCUAUCUUACCUGGGACUCACCCAGGCUGGCCUCUCCCCACAGCACACCCUGCUUUCUAUGUUGGGAAUCCCUGUUCUGCUGCUAGCCAGCUAUUUCUUCUUGCUCACAUCUCCUGAACCUCUGGACCCUGGAGGGGAAGAUGAGGCCGAGACUGCUGCCCGGCAACCUCUCAUUGGCACAGAGACCCCAGAGGCAAGGCCAGGUGCCAGCUGGGACCUCUCCCUCCAGGAAAGGUGGACGGUGUUCAAGGGCCUCUUGCGAUACAUCGUCCCCCUGGUGCUGGUCUACUUUGCAGAAUAUUUUAUCAACCAGGGACUUUUCGAGCUCCUGUUUUUCCGGAACACAUCCCUAAGUCAUGCUCAGCAGUACCGAUGGUACCAGAUGCUGUACCAGGCUGGUGUGUUUGCCUCCCGCUCUUCUCUCCAAUGUUGCCGAAUCCGGUUCACCUGGGUGCUGGCCCUGCUCCAGUGCCUCAACCUGGCCUUCCUGCUGGCUGACGUGUGCUUGAGCUUCCUGCCGAGCAUCUACCUCAUCUUCAUCAUCAUUCUGUAUGAAGGGCUCCUGGGCGGGGCCGCCUAUGUGAAUACCUUCCACAACAUUGCUCUGGAGACCAGUGACAAGCACCGAGAGUUCGCCAUGGAAGCUGCCUGUAUCUCUGACACCUUAGGGAUCUCCCUGUCAGGGGCCCUGGCCUUGCCUCUGCACGACUUCCUCUGCAACCUCCCUUGACAGGAGGUGCUCAGCACACACUGACCAAGGCCCGUGAGCAGAUCACACAUCUGUGAGCUCUGCCACCAGCUUUCCCUGCGAGACUCCGGAGUGGGAAGAGCUACAGUCCUGCCCUACUUCAGCAGGGAGCCCCCGUUGUUCCCCACUCCCGAGCUGGCCUCGGAGAAUCUUCUCUCACCCUCUGCCCUUCUAAUAAAUGCUUAUUUUACCAGUU
Apodemus sylvaticus (European woodmouse) is the source of this 2165-nucleotide messenger RNA. RefSeq names its product CLN3 lysosomal/endosomal transmembrane protein, battenin (gene Cln3). Gene Ontology annotation, cellular component: membrane; lysosome. NCBI's taxonomy places the organism in Eukaryota, Metazoa, Chordata, Mammalia, Rodentia, Muridae. The transcript is spliced from 17 exons. The record is from RefSeq and is a predicted model, not a curated record. Bases 635 to 1951 code for a protein of 438 amino acids. Gene Ontology annotation, biological process: lysosomal lumen acidification; lysosome organization.